Cercospora beticola is the source of this 456-nucleotide messenger RNA. RefSeq lists its product as uncharacterized. The record is from RefSeq and is a predicted model, not a curated record. Lineage: Eukaryota; Fungi; Ascomycota; Dothideomycetes; Mycosphaerellales; Mycosphaerellaceae. Gene Ontology annotation, molecular function: DNA-binding transcription factor activity. Gene Ontology annotation, biological process: regulation of DNA-templated transcription.
AUGGAGGACGACUGGAGCAACGUGACAAACCCCAACGAGCGCCGCAAGAUCCAGAAUCGCAUCGCGCAACGCAAGUUCAGAGAGAAGGCCCGGCUGCAACGCGAAGAAGCAGAACGACGAUACGAAAACGAACAGCGAGCAUCUGCCUCAUACUGCGCCCCAGAACCGGAAGACGUCGACAACGCCGAAGAACCAGGCCUGCCUUGGGGGUCAUUCUCCAUGCGCCACGUCAUCAGAACCGGCAAAGAGAAGGAACGGACAUCAAGAGAGACGUCUCUCGACGCCGCGCUUAGCAAAGGGUCGACGAGACUCGGACUCAACUUGCUCGAUCAGUAUGCGCGAGGUUCUCCCGCAUGGACUGCGUGGAGGGUCAAAGCGAGUGGACCGCCACUACAGCAGCUGCCGCUACCGCCGCCGAUUGAGAUGAUGCUUGGAUCCAAUGUGCCAGAUCGAUGA